Musa acuminata AAA Group (dessert banana) is the source of this 977-nucleotide messenger RNA. RefSeq names its product chlorophyll a-b binding protein 6, chloroplastic-like. The transcript is spliced from 4 exons. Gene Ontology annotation, cellular component: membrane. The record is from RefSeq and is a predicted model, not a curated record. NCBI's taxonomy places the organism in Eukaryota, Viridiplantae, Streptophyta, Magnoliopsida, Zingiberales, Musaceae. Bases 61 to 786 code for a protein of 241 amino acids. Gene Ontology annotation, biological process: response to light stimulus; photosynthesis, light harvesting in photosystem I.
CUUCGUUGUGUUCGACCCACACAUUUCUCCUCGCGCAUCAGCAAGACAGAGCGAGGAGAAAUGGCGUCUGCUGCUCUGAGAAGCUGCGCCGUUCUCUUCCCGAGCCUCCUCUCCUCCUCCAAGUCGCAGUUCAACGGCUCCGUCUCCCUCCCCUGCGCCAAUGGCGCGUCCCGCUUCUCCAUGUCCGCCGAGUGGAUGCCCGGCCAGCCUCGCCCCCCUUACCUCGACGGCUCCGCCCCUGGCGACUUCGGCUUCGACCCGCUUCGCCUCGGGGAAGUCCCGGAGAACCUGGAGAGGUACAAGGAGUCGGAGCUCAUCCACUGCCGUUGGGCAAUGCUUGCUGUGCCGGGGAUCUUGGUGCCGGAAGCCCUGGGCCUGGGCAACUGGGUGAAGGCGCAGGAGUGGGCAGCGGUGCCCGGCGGGCAGGCCACCUACCUCGGCAACCCGGUCCCGUGGGGCACGCUCCCGACCAUCCUUGUCAUCGAGUUCAUCGCCAUCGCCUUCGUCGAGCACCAACGCAGCAUGGAGAAGGACCCCGAGAAGAAGAAGUACCCCGGUGGAGCCUUCGACCCCCUGGGCUUCUCCAAGGACCCCGCCAAGUUCCAGGAGUACAAGAUCAAGGAGAUCAAAAAUGGUCGUCUUGCUUUGUUGGCCUUCGUCGGGUUCUGCGUGCAGCAGUCGGCGUACCCGGGAACGGGACCCUUGGAGAACUUGGCCACUCACCUGGCGGAUCCAUGGCACAACAACAUCGGCGACAUCGUCAUCCCCAGAUCGGUGUUGCCAUGAUCAUGGUGGGCUUCGUUCAUCUUCCCACUCUGUAUAAUUCCAUGUACUGAAUGCAUGCUUGUGCUCCCUUCCAUCCGUGUAAUUGCUGAUACAUUUCCAUUACACAUGCAAUAUCUUGUACUCCAAAGGGAAGUUCAUGGUUGCCUGUUUGUUGCAAAUGAAGGUUAUAGUUAUGAAUCCUUCCUUGAUCA